GCGGCGGCCAUAAGGUGAUGACCACUCGACGAGACGACAUGGCAUGGAUUGGCUCCCAUCUGCUACUCCUCCUGAUGCUUCUCCUGCCCAUUUUGACAGCAGGAUUUGGCAACGAGUAUGUCCACAUCAAGGUGCAUGUACCCAAGGAGGAGUCUCCGGCGGAGGAGCCGUCGCACAAGGUGAUCCACCACUUCCACCACCAUCCGCAUCCCCACCAGCUGCUCCGGAGUCGCGCCAAUCGACCCAGACCCAAGCCGAGUCCUCUGCUGGAGAGCGUGAUCCUCUCGGAUCUGGACAAGCCGCAGCACAUGAGCGAGCAUGCCGAGUAUCUCAAUCACGCCAAGGAGCUGGCCGAUCAUCUCGCAGAGACCUACGCCAAGAAACCGCCUCCUCCUCCGCCUAAAAAGAAGGUCAACACCUACACCAUCAUCGAGGAGCAGCACCGUCCACAUGGCUACGACUACGAGGAUCACCAUGAGCCCGCCGUGGAGACAUAUCGCGUGAUUGAGUCGCGUCCCAAGCAGUCGGCGCAUCACCAUCAUCAUCAUCAUCAGCAUCUCCAGGAGGCGGAGGAGGAGGAUUAUCAUUAUGCGAAACAUCAUCUUCAUCACUCUUCGCUGGGCAUUGGCGCCUAUGCGGAGCCAGCUCCCGUGGAGGAGCACGUGGAUCACCAGGAGACGGAUUCGGGCUAUAGCUACUCCCCGCCCAGCCACGCCUACAUCCCGCCCAGCCAGGCGCAUCGCAGCUCCAAGUCAAACCGGGUGCAACCUGCUUACACUUUAGAGGCUCCUCAGGAAUCCUCCUCCUACGGAUACGAUUACUCCAGACCCUCCUCCUCUGCAAGCGGAAGUAGCAGCGACUUCCGGCCCUCCGUCCAGGUGCCCUCCUCCAGCGAUCCCUAUGGCCAGCAGGAGGAGGAGGAGGAGGAGCCGGUGGACACGUACGCACCUCCUCCGCCUCGCCGACGCCCGCGACCUUCAUCCUCCCUCGUGGAUUGGCCCGAGUCCAAGGGAUUCAACAGUGCCGCGGCGGAAACCUACAGCGGCGUCGAUAGCUACAAUGUGGGCCAUGUCCAGGGCUACCAGUACAGUGGGCCCUACCUGUAGGUGGACCAACGGGACCAACACCUCGCCUAAUCUAAGAUCUAUUUAUUGCUCUUUUUUUUCCUAGUCCCCUAAGUUGAUUAUUUCAGUUUUAAGAUCUAAAUGAUAAAUGAAUAAAUGCGUACA
This is a messenger RNA of Drosophila takahashii, 1229 nucleotides long. RefSeq names its product atrophin-1. The record is from RefSeq and is a predicted model, not a curated record. NCBI's taxonomy places the organism in Eukaryota, Metazoa, Arthropoda, Insecta, Diptera, Drosophilidae.